This is a messenger RNA of Siniperca chuatsi (mandarin fish), 3337 nucleotides long. RefSeq lists its product as uncharacterized. The transcript has 2 exons. NCBI's taxonomy places the organism in Eukaryota, Metazoa, Chordata, Actinopteri, Centrarchiformes, Sinipercidae. The record is from RefSeq and is a predicted model, not a curated record. The coding region runs from base 1387 to 1992 and encodes 201 amino acids.
GUGUAUUUAGUCGGUGUGAUUCUGUCAGUUCGUCUCAGUUGCUAUGUUGUCUCCUGCCAAGCCUCCAGUCUGCUUCUCGGCCUGCUAGCUACCGGCCUGCUGGGUUCCAGUCUGUACCUCAGCCUGCUAGCAUCCAGCCUGCUAGCCUCCGGCUGGGAGGCCCUCCAGGAGGAAGCAUGGCUCUCACCAACGUCGGGCCUCUCAGCCGCCCAGCUCUUCGUCCUCACCGCUGCCCAGCUCUUCAUUAUCACCGCUAUCCAGCACCCCAGAGAAUCAUCUGCCCAGUGUCCCAGAGUCUCAGCUGAUCAGUGUCACAGAACUGUCAUCAGUCCUGCCUGGUCCCCAGUCUUCCCAGUCUGCAGUCCAGCUCCUGCUCCUGGUAUCCAGUUGGCAGCCUGGCCGAUACCAGUUCCUGUGCUGCAGCAACCCACUGAGCCUGAGCUGCAGUUGAUUCUUGUUCCUGCGGAGCUACAGCUGUAUCCAGUUUCUGCACUGCAGCAAUCUCCUGUUUCUGCUGAGCUGCACCUGUCCCCAGGUUCUGUACUGCAGCAACUCGCUGAGCCUGAGCUACAUCUGUCUCCAAAAUGAUGGAUGGUGACCUUUGACCUUGACGUUCCCCUGACCCAACCCUCCCAGUCCCAGCCAAUGAGAGAGGAGAAGGUGGAGUUAGCAUGAGCCAAUGAUUGGAUUUGAUGAAAAUAAAAGAACGUAGGGUUAGUCUGAAACAUUGAAAAAAACUAAAGAUGACCAAGAGAACUGUUGACUCAACACCGGGGGGGCACCCAAGAAACAGGUAUUGUAUCUGUGUCUGGGGGUAUGUGUUCAACUAUAGCGUGAAUGAACUUUGUUUUUACCAGUUGGAGGAAGGGGAACCUUUUGGACCCAUUAAUGUCAAAGCAAUGCUCACAUCAACGGACUGGGCAGUGUUAAAUCUAUUGGCUUCAAACUAUCUCAGAGGUAGCAUCGUACAAAAAACAGCAGAGCAGCAGCAACAAACAACCAUAGGAAAGGAACCUGCAACAAAAGAAAAACUGACACAAACAAUUGCACAGGUGAACAAGGCCUGUCUUCACAACCUCAAACUGACGAGACACAUUGAAUACAAACUUUUCAGACUGUAUGACACGCUGAUCAGAGAAGACGUUACCAAGGACUAAGUGAUGGAAGCAGCUCUCAAAGAGACCCGUUGCAGACCUCCCGUCACACACGUCCUUUCCUAAACACCCAGUGCUGCCCUGCAUCCCCGAGCAGUGGGUCAAAGAGACACGCUGUGGCCCUCCCGUCAUCACAGGUAUCCUUUCUUAAAAAACCCAGCGCUGCCCCGAGCCCUCAGCCCAUCACUGGUCCUUUCCUAAAACACGCACUGCUGCCCUGCAUCCCCGAGCUAUGAUCCUACAAGGGGAGAUGAGACUGACUCUGAAGUUGGGUAUGUUAGCCAGUCCACAGGUAGAGAGCUUCGGUACAACCCUGUGGCGACGGGAGGAUGAUCACUGGCAGACGGACGAUGAGCUUGAUGACCUUGACUGGUACCGUGGUGUGGAUCACCGCAGAGCUCCGGUUUCUUUGUGGGAUUUUGCUGACACCAAUGCCACCCGACACCCUGCUCUGGAGGCUGAGCAGAUGCUAUGCAAGUGUUUGCUUUUGUGGGGGUCAUUCGUAGGAUCACUGGGCAACAAAUGGUGGGGUUCGGUCCCUGAAGAGGAGAUCGAGUCUGCCCUGAGCGACCCGAGGGUCGACAUUGGAGCUAUUGCCAUCGCUGCGUACCGCGGGCCCCUACCUGUAGGACUGUGUAGUCUUACGAUGAAGACCCUCCAUGCCAUCCUAGGCUGUUCUGUGAUCACACUGGAAGGCGUGAACAGAUGCAGCGACUUUGUACAACAUGCAUUUUCGGAUGACGAUAUGCUAGCAGAGCUGAUCGACAAAGUCAAAAAUGGAUACUUGAUCUCCUUACAAACAGGAGACCCGGGACUCGUAGAAUGCCAUGGAGCAUGACUCUGAGGAGGAUCAGGGGCUCUGUCACUAGAGAGCGGAUUGAGUCUUUCAUGAGUAGACCUAUGAGACGUGAUGGAGACGUUGUUGUCUCGGCACCCUCCGGUACUGUGUCCCGAGAAGUGUUCUCCAUUACGGUGAAGACCAGGGACUUUGUGCUCACGUUUCCCGUGGUUGGCCGUGGAGGCAUGUACAUGUGUGACUUGGUACACGGUGACUUUGUGGAUCCUCUUGCCUUGAUAAAACAGCUGGUAGAUUACCUUUGAAGUGGUCAUAAAGUCUGAUUAUGUGUCCAUUCCUUGAUUAUAUAUAUUCCUUUAGACCGUAAGGAUCCACCGAUCAAAAUAAUCAAAACGUUUUUUUCAUAAAAAAAUAAUCCAAGUUGUGGAUAUUAUCAUGUGAAGUCCAUUGCUCACUUGUCUGCUAACUUUGUUCAUCAAACAAAGACCGCACUUUAACUGACAAACAAUAUUUUCUCUUCUUCCUGCACCAUGUUGUUGGGUAUGCUUGUUUUCGUUUUGGACACCAGUGCCACCACAAACAAAAAACUCCCUAGCUCCCAUAUGGUUAGGCCUACAGGUCUGGAAUUUUACACAGGUGUGGCUGACAAGAUGUAGAAGGUAUGUUGUGAUUUGCAUAGUUAUGGCAUCACGCAUUUCAUAAUUAUUGUUAUUCAAAAAUUACCUAUUAUAGACAAGGACCAAUUGUUUGAACUCAUGUGUUUUAGCCACAUGAUAAACAAGCAUUUUCAGAAACUAAAAGAUGUUACCUUUCAAAUAAAGCCUCAUAAAUGUAUUUGGGCCUCACAGUUCUUCUAUUAUAAGCUUUUCCAUUUGGGUAUGCCAAAUGGGCAAAAAUUCCCAAAAAAGAGGUUAAUUGAGUUCCUAACCUGUGGCUCAGGUGUUGAUUAUUUAAUUACAGUCUGUUACAUUACUGUUUUACAUCACCCCGGAAAUAUAUAGCUAUGUACAUAAAUAUGUCAUCUUAAAUGAAUGUAUCCCGGCGCUGGAACAUGUUGCAGCUGGUUAUUUUUCUCUGUUUUAAAUUAGUAGGUGUGAUGACAGCAGGUAAUAGGUUUGACGACACCAAAAGUAAAAAUUGUUUUAUGGUGUUAUUGUUUUUUGAUUUUUUUUUGGGGGGUUUAAAGUUACAGUUGUGCCAUGCUGCACUGAACACAAUUUGGACCUGAGAUCAAUAAUUUUUUUGCAUCUCAUUAUCACUUGGAGUCGCCAAGAAAUAGUUACAGGAUAUAACCCUCUGUAAACCACAACCUGUAGUUUCAAUAAUUCUGUGUACGAAUUAAACAAACAAGAUAUAACCUGUUAAUUAAUGAACAUUAGAGAUACUG